Messenger RNA from Procambarus clarkii (red swamp crayfish), 4934 nucleotides. RefSeq lists its product as uncharacterized. The record is from RefSeq and is a predicted model, not a curated record. Gene Ontology annotation, biological process: proteolysis. Gene Ontology annotation, molecular function: cysteine-type endopeptidase activity. NCBI's taxonomy places the organism in Eukaryota, Metazoa, Arthropoda, Malacostraca, Decapoda, Cambaridae.
GAGAUAACUCCAAGUUUCGCUUCUCAUGGGGCUACUCGUUGCCUGAAGAGGCUGUAGUUGGACUCCAGCAGGAGACCUCUGCCUCUCCUUUAAGAACUAGCUCGUACAAUCAUUUAUUUAGUUUAAUUUACUUAAUAUACAUGCAAGAAGGUAUAAUUUAUUGUGUUAGCACAUAUUUUGGUGAUUAAUUAUUACAUUCGUGUCAGUUCACAAACUAAAUACGCAUCACUGAAAAAGGAAAAACUAUGCAAACUUUACUUAUCACAGAGAACGUAUCACUUCAACAAGAUUAAUAUUUUCUAUCAGCUCUUCACUUUUUUUUGUGAUUUCAGCACUUUGUUUAACGUGACAUAGUCUGCUGAAUCACACAUGAGUUAUGUCGAUGGUGAGAGAUUCAACAUGCUUGGGGCCAGCAAGUUGCAGUCCAGAUAUCUCCGAUCAAUUUUUAUUGGCACAGGUUAAAUUAAAUUCUCAAGCCAACACAAUAUUAGCAGAUCUUGAUGAAUAUGAGGCCAUCAGUGUCACCUUCUUGGUACUAGAUAUUGAGUACUUGACAAGACAAGGAUUCAAAUACUGUCAAUACAUAUGCGAUGGACGAGCCAAGGAAGCGUUAGAACAAGUGGUUAAUACUGUACGCCAAACUUUCGGCCACCUGGAGCAUGUUAUGGAGGCAUUCUACAUCACUGGUCGCUAUGAUAUACUUGAGAGCCAGUUGGGCCUCAGUGUUGACCACAAUAUACACAAAAUUUUUAAAACGUUAAACCAUGUUGCUAAUGAUCGCAAGGCUUUAUAUUGUGUGUUUGCUGGAAUGGCCCAAGAACAAGCUGAUGAACUUGUACACAAGAGACUGAUGGGGUGGUAUUGUCCUGAAAUGGGAAGGCCCUUAGAAGAAACAUUUGUACGCAACCUCAACAGUGGCAAUUAUGAAACACUCAUUACAGAACUCUUUGAAGCAUUGUUAGAAGAGGACAGGGAGACUCUGGCUUCUUAUUUGCAUCCCUUCAUUAUCAGAGUCUCACGCACUCCAUCCCUUUCGUCGCAAACGUCGCAGAUAAACGAAAGCAACUAUUACCCCUUGCCCACAUGCUACCCUCAUGGACUCUGCAUCAUCAUCAAUAUAAAGACCUUCAUGAAGCCUAGAGAAAUGAAUGACAAUAUCCCUCUUUCUGACCGCCAUGGAUCAGAUAUUGAUAAAGAACGCCUUGAAGGCACCUUCAAAUUGUUUGGAUUCCAUGUGAUGCAUUUUGACAAUCCUGAUUAUGACAAGAUACAUCAGUUUUUUAAAAAUCUUCGAGUUAACCCACGACUUGCCGUUGUUUCUUGCCUGGCAGUGUGCAUAAUGACUCACGGAGACGAGCAAGAUCAACUCUACUUGCACGAUCGCUCCUGCAUUUCCAUCACAGACAUUCGAAAGUUGUGUUUCAGUCAGGCACUUUUGAACAAACCAAGGCUGUAUUUCGUUCAAGCAUGUCGAGGUGAACAGGCUCUGAGACCAAUACUUCUGCAACAGGACACCUGCACCGUUACCCAUGUAGAGAGUGACUGCCUCAUCUCUGCUGCUACGGUUAAAGGGUAUUCAGCUGUAAGAAGCCAGACAGAAGGAUCAUGGUAUAUCACAGACUUGUGUCACGCAAUGCAAGAGUAUGGCCAUAUUCUUCCAAUCAAAAAUGUACUGCAAAAGACAAGACACAGUCUAAAAUCUCGUAUGGGAAGCAUGAAUAACACCUAUGUCACACAACUUUCAGAGGACAAAGAUACUCUGACCAAAGAUGUACAGUUGGUGAGAGCUGACGAAGAAUACUUUUUGGAUGGCAUUUUGGAUCUUGCACGGCUAGAACUAAUGGAGAAAUUGCUCCAAGAGGCAGUGGAGGAGGCUCUUGGUGAAUUAGAAGGCAGUGGACAAUUUGCUUGCUUUUCAAAAAACUUCUCCAGGGUAUGCAUUUCAUAAGUGUGGCUAUGUGCAGUGUCCUGGAAAGUGGGGGGGGGGGGGAGGAAGAGUCUCAAUGUGCUGUAUAAUGAGCCUACUAAAAGAAUAUAAACUUGUAAACCGAUUCAGCUUCUGGGUUAUUAGUAAGGACCACAUUAAGAGAUUUGUAAAGCAUAAUUAUUUAAUUUGUGUGUAUUUGAAGGUACAUUGUAUUUUUAAAGCUGUUAUGGACUGCUUUUAAGGAUUAAUGCAUUACAGGAGGUCUCUUAUGUGAAUACUCGUCCAUCUGAACAAUCUCCAAAUUCCCCGGUUUUCUGUCUCGAUCCACCAUACAUAUACACUAUAUAAAUCAAUCAAUCAAUCAAAAUGUCCACAUAACCCCACUAGUGUCAUGCUGUAACCCCCACUACCCCAGUCAGCAGUACCAUGAUCACUCAGAGCUAAUACUCUUUACUCUCAACAUUGUAAUUGAACAAGGUAAUUUCACAUGUAUGUGUUGGUGCAAUUAGUGUCGAUGGCAGACGAGUCGUUUUCCUUGAUGCUUGCCAGCCACAGCCAUUUGCUACAUGAUUCUUGUGGUCAUUCCUUCACCUAUUUCCCUGCCUUUGCUGUUGUAUAGCAGGCAAGCAUUCUCGGUAAGGCAUGGAAUAUGUCGGGCACUCUCAAGCUCUGUCGUUAUUUCAUGUGUAAAAGGCUGCCUAGGAAGUAGUUAGUGGGAGUGGGCAUUGGGAAGUAGUAGUAGUAGUUUGUCAGGAGUUGAGAAAGUGGGUGUAGGGGUGCUCUGACUGCAUGCGUAGGGAGUGGGGUGCCAGGAGCAGGUGGGUGGAUAUUGGCAGUCUUUACAGGAGUGAUGUUUCUGGUAAUAUGACAAUGUUAAAAGUGGCAGCUCAAGUCCUCAAUGACCCCACAAACUUGCAUGAUUUGUUUAAGACCAGAUUGUGUUUACUCUGUUAGUAGAAUGAGGUCCAUGGGCUGGUAAUAGGAGGGUGGGGAGGUGUUUACUCAUGGCAUGAAUUACAAAAUGGUUUACCACCAAAACAGUACACAUGCAUUUUUAUUUAUUUAUUCAUGUAAUUAGACUUUACUCUUCAAAAACAGUCAACUUUGAAUGAAGUUAUCCUGUUUGUCAAGGUAAAUAUGCUGUAUUUUUAUAUUAUGUACCUCAAAAAAUAUUGUUUAUACAAGGAUUUUUAGUGGUCUGGGAAUGCAUCCUCCAUUUACAGCAUUGUGCAUAUGGAAAGUCUAAUUCCGCAUUCCAAACAAAUGCUAUACAAGCAUUUUCUGAACGUAUUCUGUUCAUUAAAGGGGGGAGGGGGCACUGCCUGUACACGAAUCUAACACUAAUCCUUUCCCCUUUACAUAGUGCAGGGCAUUAUCUUUAAUUAUAUGGUUGGGCCAUACAUACAAAUUUUUCAUGAAAUAAAAUUCUGUAUAUUAAUGUUGCUAUAAUAUAUUCAAAUUUUAUCGUGGAUGAUAGGCAUACUGUGAAGAAAUUUUCUGAUUAAAUUAACCUGAAGUAAAACAAUUAAAAUACUAAAUUGGCUAGUAAAAAGAUGGAUUGUCUUAUUACACGGUUACAUGAUUUUAUUAUAGACAGUCCCCCGGCUACAAAUAGGCUACACUCUGAAAAUGAGUCUGUAUAGCAUUUGUUUAGAACAUUGAAUGAGAUCUCACAGGCACAAUGCUACAAUGCAUGACCACUAAAAAUCCUCAUAUAACCAAUAUUUUUGUAUUAUAAACAAUGGCAUAUUUAAGGUCAUGUUCAGGUUCAUCAGCCUUGUAUACUGGAGUUAUCCUGCUUGUCAAAAUUUGCUACUUUUGAAGAGUGAAGAUGUCUACAUGAGUAAAUAAAUGAAAAUGUGUACUGUAUUGGUGGUCAGCCAUUUUGUAAUUCAUGUCAAGAAUAAACACUUCUUGCCCCCCUCCUAUUACCAACCUAUGGACCCCACCCUGUUCUUGUUCAAAUUGAGAGUUUGUGGAUCACUGUAAACUUGUGACAGCUGCUACAUAACAUUGUCAUCUUCCCUGAAACAUCACUCUCAUAAAUAUUGGCAAUACUUGCACCCACCCACCCUCCUGCUCCCAACAAGACGAUACAAGUUGCUGUGCAUCUUACUCCCCCACCGUCUUUACACACACACACCCAAUCUCUUCCCUAAACCACUUCCAACCUCUUACACAUGGAAUAACAACCAAGACUGACAUGCAUACUUGCCUAUACCUACUAUGCAAUAGCAGGAGAACAGGUGAAAGAAUAAACAACUAUCAUUUAGAAAUGUGCCAAUGGCUGUGGACAACUUGCAUGAAAGAAAACUACUGUACUACCAAUCUUCCGCCAACACUAAUUGUACCAUACCUUACAUGUGAAAUUACCUUGCUCUAUUAGAAUAUUGAGCGUAAAGAGGAUUGGCUCUUUACGAGUGUGAUCAUGGGGCAGCAUGACAUUAUUCUAUACACAGAAAAAUCACAAUGUGAUAUAUCAAAGAACAGAUCCACAGGAGCCUUGAUGAGGGUUCGAACCUAUAGAGCAUGUCUGGGAACACUCGGGGCAGUCAACUGUACCACGACAUGGUAAAAAGAAUUGCAACCCGGAGUGCUACUGCACCCAUGAGGCUUGUGGGUGCAGUAGCACUCCAGGUUGCUAUUCAUUUUACCAUGUCGUGGUACACUUGACGAGAGCGUGUCUGGGAAUACUCGGCGCAUGGGUUCGAACACUCAUCAAGGCUCCUGUGGGUUUGUGCUAUGAUACUAUUGUCAUGUGGAGAAUUUGAUCGAUUUAUAUAUUCAGUAUAUGGUGGCUUGACAUAUAAACAAGGACUUGGGAGGCUGUUUGGAUGGGUGAAUGUUCAUAUAACUGGGACCUCCUUACUUUAUUGUAGUACGUAUCCUUAAUAAUAUGUGCUAUGUUUAAUUGACAUUUUAACAUGCUUAUUUCCAUUACCGGUGAUUCUUAUAUUUGUACUAAUCUUUGGCACAUCUGUUAAAAAUAAAAUAUAUUUUGUGUAAA